Messenger RNA from Micropterus salmoides (largemouth bass), 4717 nucleotides. RefSeq names its product ubiquitin specific peptidase 37 (gene usp37). The record is from RefSeq and is a predicted model, not a curated record. Gene Ontology annotation, cellular component: cytosol; nucleus. Lineage: Eukaryota; Metazoa; Chordata; Actinopteri; Centrarchiformes; Centrarchidae. Gene Ontology annotation, biological process: protein deubiquitination; G1/S transition of mitotic cell cycle. The transcript has 24 exons. The coding region runs from base 205 to 3096 and encodes 963 amino acids. Gene Ontology annotation, molecular function: cysteine-type deubiquitinase activity; cysteine-type endopeptidase activity.
UAGAGUGCGGGUCCCGCUGUCAACAACAUACGUACCGGAGAGCAGGCGAAUGCCGGCUAAACAAACUUUAUGCCCUGCGCGGACCUACGGAAACGAUACUGUGAUUUAAAAGUUUCGAGACGAGCACAUAUCACCGACAGGUUUUGUUUGAUCCUGUUAGAUUUAAGUCCCUGCCUCCAAAGUGCACCAACUGGAUAGUAAGCCAUGGCAACCACAGUGCCUAAACUCUCCAGCGGUGGCGCAGUCAAAAUCCGCUUUACCAGCAUAGACCUGGGCACCACCAGAUGGAAAGAAGGAACUUUUGAGAUUCUGGAAAAGGACAACAAGGUCAACCUCUGUCUAAGAUUCAGCUGUGGCGGAGCUUCCAAAACUUUCCAGCUGAACCAAAAUGUGAAGAGCAUCAACCAGUAUUCAAACCGAAUUAUUCUGACUUUGAAAGACAGCAGUGUCAUCACCCUGGAUAAGAUGCCCCAGACGUUGGCUCAGAAGACUAAGGAAUACCUGGACAAGCUGAAGGGAAAGACAAUUUUAAAAUCAUCCCAUGGAAGUGCAAACUUCAGUGUGCUUGGGAACCGCUCAAUGAAAAAUGAGACUAGUCCGACGGGGGAGAGACAGACUCCUAACAUCUUCCAGACAACACCGAGGCGGCAGAGUGCAGAAGGUCGGGAGGACACAACACAGCGGAAGCCUCUGGGUAGCCCGAGUAGAGCUGCCUCCACUCCCACUCGCACUGGACUCUCUGAGAAUAGGAGUGAGAAGCGAAAGAGACUCCUUAACUCUGAAAGUGACCUGACUGAGGACUACCCCAAGGAAAAUGACUCCUCAAGCAACAACAAGGCCACUUCGGAUCCAUCCAGGAAGUUUCUACUGAGCUGCAAAGAGAAGCUGAAGCAGGCAGAAGAAAACAGGAGCUCAGCGCCACUGGGUUCAACUCCCCUUCAGCCAACGUCAUUCUACGGUAGCCGCUCUGUGACUAAAGACUACAGCCAGAGCCACUCUUUCCUGGACAGGCCAUCCAGUACAGCACAGACCAGCACAGCCAAGAGAAGCCUCAUGCUGCCUAAUCACUCAACUCCCUUCAAGAAGGUACGGCCCUCUCUGGACUACGGUGGCUGGAACAAGCAGAGGCCUUCCACUCUGGCCCAGCCCCAGCCCCCACUACAAGGAUUCUCCAACCUGGGCAACACUUGCUACAUGAAUGCCAUCCUGCAGUCCCUCUUCAGCCUCCCCUCCUUCUCUAAUGACAUGCUGAGGCAGAGCAUCCCAUGGAAGAAAGUGCCCAUCAAUGCAUUGCUCAGGCGUUUUGCUCACCUUAUGGUCAAGAAGGACGUGGGCUGUCCAGAAACAAAAAAGGACCUCUUGAGGAAAGUGAAGAGUGCCAUUUCCUCCACAGCUGAGCGUUUCUCUGGAAACAUGCAAAAUGAUGCUCAUGAGUUCCUGAGCCAGUGUUUGGACCAGUUAAAGGACGAUGUGGAGAAAAUUAACAAGAGCUGGACGAAUGAAGCUGCGGCAUCCUCGUCGUCCUCUGUGGUGUGUGAGAAUGGCCAGGAGGCAACGUCAUCAGCACCCAAAGCAGAGCCUGGUGAAGAGGUGGACACCUCCCGCGUCUACACCUGUCCUGUGGCUGUCAACAUGGAAUUUGAGGUGCAGCACACCAUCACCUGCAAAGGCUGUGGCGAGGUGGUGACUAAGCGAGAGCAGUUCAAUGACUUGUCCAUCGACCUACCACGCAGAAAGAAAACCCUCCCACUUCGCUCUAUGCAGGAUUCUCUGGAUCUCUUUUUUAGGAUGGAGGAAAUUGAGUAUUCGUGUGAAAAGUGCAACGGGAAGACAGCGACUGUUAUGCAUAAAUUCAGCAAACUGCCCAGAGUGCUCAUCCUACACCUGAAACGGUACAGCUUUAACGCUCAGCUGUCUUUGAACAGCAAGCUGGGCCAGCAGGUGGUGAUUCCCCGGUACUUGACCCUGCUGUCCCACUGCACUGAAUCCACACGACCCCCUAUUAGUCUCGGCUGGAGUUCCCAAGCCUCAAUGUCCAGAACUCUCAAAACGUCACAGUUGGUCAACUCCUCCACAGCACCUCUCCGAAGGAUUGGAGGGAAAGUGGCCAGCUCUAGCUGCACCUCUAUCCUCUUGGACUCUGACUGUGAAGAAGAAACUACCAGAAAGGUGAGCGCGAGCCGCAAGCGACGCCUUAGCAGCUGUCUGCCUGACGAUGAUGACCGACCGGAAGAGCGGGGAGCAGCAAUAGAUUCAGCAGACUUCAGUGGCAUAAAUGAUGAGGAAAUGCUGGCAGCCGUCCUGGAGAUGAGUCGUCAAGAGGCCGGGCUGUCAGCUCCACCCUCCCUGGAGGAUGAGCCAACCAGCAGCCCUGACACAGGCUUUGGGGACACAGAUGCCCAUGACCUGGCCUAUCAUACUGAUCUGCUGGAGACAGACAUCAAACAGCCUGCAGAUGUGCUGGAUUCACUGGACUUGACAAUGGAUGAGAACAAGGAGAACCAGACUCCAGAAGGUGUGCAGCAGCAGGGGGAACUGGACUGGGUCCAGCAGUACAGUCUGGAUCAGGAGAGGGAAGAACAGGAGCUGCAGCAGGCGCUGGCCCAGAGCCUCCAGGAGCAUGAGGCCCAAGAGAUGAGAGAGGAUGAUGAUCUGAAGAGGGCCACUGAGCUCAGUUUGCAAGAGUUUAACAACUCUCUGCCUGAGCUGCUGUGCUCAGAUGAUGAUUCUGGCAACGAGGAUGUGCUGGACAUGGAGUACACUGAAGCAGAGGCUGAGAACCUGAAGAGGAACGCUGAGAGCGGAGACUUGGCCAACUCUUUCAGACUCAUCAGUGUCGUCAGUCACAUUGGGAGCAGCUCCUCCUCUGGCCAUUACAUCAGCGACGUGUACGACAUGAAGAAGCAGUCGUGGCUGACCUACAAUGACCUGGACGUGUCACGCACACAGGAAGCGGCGGUCCAGCGGGACCGUGACCGCAGUGGAUACAUCUUCUUCUACAUGCACAAGGAUGUGUUUGAGCAGCUGUCUGAAAUGGAGAGAUCUGGAGCGAGCGCCACUUCAGAGGCAGGAAGGAACAUCCUGCAGCCCCUCUGAGCGCUACAGCUUUGCUCAGCCGCUGACAAACACACAUCCACAGCUGAACCCUGGUAGAUUGAGCUCUCCUCUGAACAUUCAACGUUGAGUACUACUGAUUGCCGUCCUUUUUUUUUGGUCGUCUUCAGGCACUUCUUUUCCUCGACAAAUCACUAAAUGCCGACACAGGCGCUCAACUGUCUAGACUCUUUAAGAUAGCAGAAAUGCAGAUACAAAUGUUCAGUGGAUCAAAUUUUGCCUCCCUUGUUUUUGGGGCUGGAGUUUUUCUUUGCUAUGAUUUUAUCAAACAACUGUUUUGUAAAGGUUUUUUUUUUCCUUUUGUUUUCUUCAUACACUUGUUUAAAAUCUAAAAACUUCAGACUUCCACUUAAAAGCAACUAUCGAACACCAGAUGCUGCUGGCGCUUCGUGGAUUGUAUGUUUUGCAGACCCUUUAUUUCCCAUAUGAACUAAAUAAAGAUAUAUUCUAUGUUGGAGUAUAAGCUAUUAUAGAGGUAGAGGGUUGUUGUAUUUAGCGGGUACUUUUGGUGCAAUAUUUGUGUUCUGGCUCAAACUGGUCAAUUCAAAUCAGCUUUCUGUCACAAUGUGUGUGGAUGUUUGCCCAGUUGCUUUUUGUGCUUGACUUAUGAACUAAUUUGUGUGUGUGGCUGUCUCCUUAUUACAGUUAUUUUUUUUUUUUAACCAGUAAGUUGACUAACUAAGCCUGUUUUACUGAGCUUUUCUCAGUAGAGCCCACUUUAUUAUUUUGGGGUUUUGACCUUGUGCCUCCCAAGAAAACUUUUAUAAAUAUGUAUACAAGCUUUACUUUGAACGUUGCACAACCUUGUCUUUGAAUGUUUGUCAAUGUGUAAGUCAGAUUUUCCUUUAUAAAAAGCCAAGAUUUUCUAUUUAUUGCCGCAUAGGGGUGAUUUAUCUUAAUUAGCCCAAAUAGAAGUCAUUAAUACUAGACCACCAGGAAAGCUAGCUAUAGCGUAAUGUCUUUUAUUUUGUCAUCCUUAAGGCCAGUAUACAGUACUUAACACUUUAGAGCUCUGCUAACCCUGGUAAACAACUUCCUAUCAGGCAUGUUUGAUUAUAGAGUGGAGCAAACUGUUAUUCGUGUUCUGGUUCCAAUACUAAACACUGGUUGUACAGCUCUUUUUUGUUUGUUUGUUUGUUAUCACUGUAAACAUUUAAACCCCUUUUCAGUGCACCAUGAAUUGAAAGCAUUGAAACAUGGUGCUUGCUGGUCUAUUCAGACCACACUAAAGGUUUUCCCCACACAAUAGAAGAAAAUCUAUUACAGUAUAGUAUUAUAAGACAUGGGUAAUAAAGGAGCAGUAUGGACUGAAUAUCUUUAUAGUUGUUUUUAGGAAGUGUGCAUUAUUAUCAGCUGACUCCUGGAAGUACAGUAUUGUUGCACUAUGAACAGACACCCAAUUAUGACAGAUCGGUUCUCCUUUUUUAUGUUCGCCUUGGAUUUCCAUUUCUGAAACGUUGCGCUCUCCUGAACAUCCUGUCCCUAAUGCAGUGUAAAGAGGGUAUGAUGUAUUUGUGAAGUAAAAAUGAACAGCUUUUUCUACCCUUCAUACACAAAUGACUCUUCCUAAAGCAGAUUUUAAUAAAAUAUUCCAGUGAAAGUG